CUCUCCUGCGGCAGUUACCAUCUAAGUGUUACCGGGGAGCGCCGGAACACGGACAGGGGGCAAAAAAAGGUCUCAUAAGAACAGGGACAAGGCGGCCGUAAAGUCAGAGCUAAAGGAAGAGCCGAACCCGCCGCCAGCAUGCCUCAGAACGACUACAUCGAAUUACAUCGCAAACGCUAUGGCUAUCGCCUGGAUUACCAUGAAAAGAAGAGGAAGAAGGAGAGCCGUGAGGCUCAUGAACGCUCACAGAAGGCCAAGAAGCUUAUUGGUCUCAAAGCUAAGCUGUACCACAAGCAGCGACAUGCUGAGAAAAUACAGAUGAAAAAAACUAUAAAGAUGCAUGAAAAACGAAACACAAAGCAGAAGAAUGAUGAAAAGACACCAGAAGGCGCUGUACCAGCAUAUCUGUUGGACAGAGAGGGUCAGACUCGCGCCAAAGUUCUAUCCAAUAUGAUAAAGCAAAAGAGGAAAGAGAAAGCUGGUAAAUGGGAAGUGCCACUGCCUAAAGUGCGUGCUCAAGGAGAGACAGAAGUGCUGAAAGUAAUCCGCACUGGCAAGAGAAAGAAGAAGGCCUGGAAAAGAAUGGUCACCAAAGUGUGCUUUGUAGGCGAUGGCUUUACCCGAAAGCCUCCCAAGUAUGAAAGAUUCAUCAGACCUAUGGGCUUACGUUUUAAGAAAGCACACGUGACACAUCCUGAACUUAAAGCCACAUUCUGCCUUCCUAUUCUUGGUGUAAAGAAGAACCCCUCCUCUCCACUAUAUACAACAUUAGGUGUCAUUACUAAAGGGACAGUUAUAGAGGUGAACGUAAGCGAGCUCGGUCUUGUCACACAAGGAGGCAAAGUCGUUUGGGGAAAAUAUGCACAAGUCACAAAUAAUCCAGAAAAUGAUGGGUGUAUAAAUGCAGUUCUGCUAGUAUAACACUGAUUAUUUUUUUUCUGCAAAAUUGUCAAAUAAAAUGGAUUUCCCAAUAAAA
Molecule: messenger RNA, 976 nt
Organism: Xenopus tropicalis (tropical clawed frog)
Lineage: Eukaryota; Metazoa; Chordata; Amphibia; Anura; Pipidae
Gene: nsa2
Product: NSA2, ribosome biogenesis homolog
Cellular component (GO): nucleolus
Source: RefSeq, marked provisional